UACAAAUUCAAAGUAAAGUAGGCACCACUGCGCAAAUACCUUACUCUAAAAUUUCUGACCAAAGUUUGGUCUUGCUAAUAUUCAUAAAACUUCGUACUAUUUAUAGAUCACUCAGCAAUGGUGUUUACCAACUACGAUAUACAGAUUCACUCGAACAAUAUCAAGUUUACUGUCACAUGACUGUAUUAUCUGGAUGUGGCCAAGGAGGUUGGACAUUAGUAAUGAAAGUGGAUGGGAACAAGGUAUACGGAUAAUCUUAUAUCCUAACGUAAUCUCUUUGAAUGCAGAAACAUGGCAAACAAAUAAUAUAUAGAAAAAUGGGUACACUUAAUUUUUGCUUUGCAGAAUGACUUCAACUACAGCUCUCCUUACUGGACAAACAAGGAAACCUACGCAGUUGAAGAUGGACUUGAAGGUUUGAAUGAAAAACAAACAAAACUUGCUUCUUACUGGAACACACCGUUUAACAAAAUAUGCCUUGGAAUGAAAGUCAAUGGUGCUACAAAAUGGAUAGCGUCAAACUACGCCUCCAACUCGUUACAUAGUGUGAUCGUAGAUGGGACGUUUAAAGGAACAACCUUUGGAAAGGAAGCAUGGAAGUCUCUUAUCGAUGGUUCGUCUCUGCAAGAAAACUGUGAUGUAGAAGGAUUCAAUAUACAAGAGGCUUACACGCGUGGACCCAGGCGGUGGUACAUGAACAUACGAAUUGGUUUGCUGGCAAAUAAUCAAAACAACUGCAAUAGUGUAACUCGUGCAUUGGCUUUGGAACUUCA
This is a messenger RNA of Paramuricea clavata, 773 nucleotides long. Lineage: Eukaryota; Metazoa; Cnidaria; Anthozoa; Malacalcyonacea; Plexauridae. The record is from the annotation of a GenBank genome assembly.